GUCCCGCAUGUUCAGGACCAAACGAUCGGUGCUCGUCCGGCGUCUCUGGAGGAGCCGUGCGCCCGGCGGGGAGGACGAGGAGGAAGGCGCAGGAGGAGGCGGAGGCGGAGGAGGAGGAGGGGAGCCGAGGGGGGAAGGGGCGACGGACAGCCGGGCGCAUGGGGCUGGAGGAGGAGGCGCUGGUAGGGGUGGCUGUUGCCUGGGCAAGUCGGUCAAAGGUGCCAAAGGUCACCACCACCACCAUCACCACCACCCCUCCUUGGGCGCCGGCGCUGCCGGGGGCUCGGAGGCGGAAUUGAAGGCGCUAACCCACUCGGUGUUGAAGAAACUGAAGGAGCGGCAGCUGGAGUUGUUGCUGCAGGCGGUGGAGUCCCGCGGGGGCACCCGCACCGCCUGCCUCCUCCUGCCAGGCAGAGUGGACUCCAGGCUGGCGCUGGGGCAGGGGCCCCCCGCGUCCCCUCUCCAGACCCAGCCUACCCAGCCUCAGCCGCUGCCGCCGUCUUCUUACUCGCUCCCCUUGUUGUUGUGCAAAGUGUUCAGGUGGCCAGAUCUCAGGCAUUCCUCGGAAGUCAAGAGGUUGUGUUGCUGUGAAUCUUACGGGAAGAACAACCCGGAGCUGGUCUGCUGCAACCCUCACCACCUUAGUAGGCUCUGCGAACUAGAGUCUCCCCCUCCUCCUUACUCCAGAUACCCAAUGGAUUUUCUCAAACCAACUGCAGAGUGUCCAGAUGCUGUGCCUUCCUCCACUGAAACAGGGGGAACUAAUUAUCUGGCCCCUGGGGGGCUUUCAGAUUCCCAACUUCUUCAGGAGCCUGGGGAUCAGUCACACUGGUGCGUGGUAGCAUAUUGGGAGGAGAAAACAAGAGUGGGUCGGCUCUACUCUGUCCAAGAGCCCUCCUUGGAUAUCUUCUAUGAUCUACCUCAGGGGAAUGGCUUUUGCCUCGGACAGCUCAAUUCGGACAACAAGAGUCAGCUGGUGCAGAAAGUCCGCAGCAAGAUUGGCUGCGGCAUCCAGUUGACUCGAGAAGUAGACGGCGUUUGGGUGUAUAACCGCAGUAGUUACCCCAUCUUUAUCAAGUCGGCCACACUGGAUAACCCCGACUCCAGGACGUUGUUGGUGCACAAGGUGUUUCCGGGUUUUUCCAUCAAGGCUUUUGACUAUGAGAAAGCGUACAGUUUGCAGCGGCCCAACGACCAUGAGUUCAUGCAGCAGCCAUGGACGGGCUUCACCGUGCAGAUCAGCUUUGUGAAAGGCUGGGGCCAGUGUUACACAAGGCAGUUCAUCAGCAGCUGCCCGUGCUGGUUGGAGGUCAUAUUCAACAAUCGAUAACGCAACAGGAACGGAGGGGACUAGAUGAUGUUUAAAACUACUUUGCUGCUAAUAUUUUCCUUCUGAGUGCUUGCUUUUCAUGUAAACUCUUUGGUUGUUUUAUUUUUAAUUGUUGUUUAUGGUUUUCUGUUUGUUUUGUUCUCGAGAAAUAGCUUAUGGAAAGAAUUAUUGGGGGGGGAGGGAAAUAAGAUGGGGAGGGCUACCUGGUAAGUUGAGAAUUCAUAAGUGGAGUAAAAACCAACAACACCAAACAAAAAGGUAUAAAUGACCAACGAGUCACAAGAGAAUAGAGGGGAGUCACUUUCCCUGUCCCAAAUCGCCAUUUCAUAAGUCCAAUCUGUAUGGGUAAGAGAGGGAUGCGGUAAUCUAGAUGGGGAGGGUAUUUCUCUCGAGGAGGAACCUCCAGUGACAAUGUGUAUAGCUCUUUAGCCCUUUGGAAAUGUUUGAGGGGUCGGGAUGUUAGUGCCCUAUUAGGUUCUAUUGGUUGGUCAGGUGUUCCCUUAUAAUAGGGCCACCUCCACGAUAGAGCCCCCUUGACCUGACCCCUCCCCAGGUACUUCUCCCCCUUUUAUAAUUGGCUUGGAAUAGAAGGCCAAGGGCCCACGCACACACAGGUCUCUUGGAAACAAAUAUAGAAGAUUCUGAACAAGAACCGACCCUCGUCAUCCUAACCUUUUCUACCCUCAUUGCUGCCAUAAUUAUUAUUUUUUCUUUUUUUCCUAUUUUUUGGACAUCUUGGUUUUUCUGUGAGUUUGACUUCCCUGAAGUAUUGCUUAUAAAGUGCCCAUUUUCCCAGACCUGCUAUUCCUACCACAGGAAAAAAUUGACUCAGCCUCUCUCCUCCCCAAAACCACACUGUUUAGACCAGUGAGUUGGGGAAGAGAGGGAAAGAGAAGUUCCCUAAGUGGGAAGGAAUGGAAUGGAAACUAACCCCCCACCCCCACUCCUAUUGCACCACCCCUUUCCUUCCCUUCCCUUUCACUACCCUUCAACGGUCCAUCUUAACCCAAAGCCGGUUAUCAAGGUACCACUUGUGUCCCAGAAUACUGUGUUUUCAUUUCUUCUACAACUCAUACACUUGUAUGAUACUUUUACACUGUUCUUAGCUCAAUGAGCAUGUUUAGACCUUAACAUAAGCUAUUUUUCUAACUACAAAGGUUUAAAUGAACAAGAGAAGCAUUCUCAUUGGAACUUUAGCAUUGUAGUGCUUGGUGAGAGAGAAAGGACUCCUGAAAAAAACUGAGAUUUAUUAAAGAAAAAAAUGUAUUUUAUGUUAUAUAUAAAUAUAUUAUUACUUGUAAAUACAAAGACGUUUUAUAAGCAUCAUUAUUUAUGUAUUGUGCAAUGUGUAUAAACAAGAAAAAUAAAGAAAGAUGCACUUUGCUUUAAUAUAAAUGCAAAUAACAAAUGCCAAAUUAAAAAAAGAUAAACACAAGAUUGGUGUUUUUUCUAUGGGUGUUAUCACCUAGCUGAAUGUUUUUCUAAAGGAGUUUAUGUUCCAUUAAACAAUUUUUAAAAUGUA
Molecule: messenger RNA, 2852 nt
Organism: Antechinus flavipes (yellow-footed antechinus)
Lineage: Eukaryota; Metazoa; Chordata; Mammalia; Dasyuromorphia; Dasyuridae
Gene: SMAD7
Product: SMAD family member 7
Exons: 4
Coding region: 8-1330 (440 amino acids)
Biological process (GO): transforming growth factor beta receptor signaling pathway; regulation of transcription by RNA polymerase II; cell differentiation
Cellular component (GO): heteromeric SMAD protein complex
Molecular function (GO): I-SMAD binding; transcription regulator inhibitor activity
Source: RefSeq, a predicted model, not a curated record